Callorhinus ursinus (northern fur seal) is the source of this 1033-nucleotide messenger RNA. It is a transcript of the gene BCAS4, whose product is annotated as breast carcinoma amplified sequence 4. The record is from RefSeq and is a predicted model, not a curated record. NCBI's taxonomy places the organism in Eukaryota, Metazoa, Chordata, Mammalia, Carnivora, Otariidae. Gene Ontology annotation, cellular component: BLOC-1 complex.
AUGCAGCCGGUCGGGGGCGGGGCUCCGAGUCCGGGAUGCGGCCCCGGGCUCCCCGGCAGCCUCCGCCAGCUGGACCCCGUCGCGCUCCUGAUGCUGCUCGUGGACGCCGGCCGGCCGGAGCCCGUGCGCAGCGGGGCGCGCGAGCUCGCGCUCUUCCUGACCCCCGAGCCCGGGGCCGAGGCGAAGGAGGUGGAGGAGACCAUUGAGGGGAUGCUCCUCAGGCUGGAAGAGUUCUGCAGCCUGACUGACAUGAUCAGGAGCGACACUUCACAGAUCUUGGAGGAAAGCAUCCCGCUCCUUCAGGCCAAAGUGACAGAAAUGCGUGGCAUCUAUGCCAAAGUGGACCAGCUAGAGGCCUUCGUCAAGAUGGUUGGGCACCACGUCUCCUUCCUGGAGGCCCACGUGCUUCAGGCCGAGCGGGACCACGGGGCCUUCCCGCAGGCUCUGCGGAGGUGGCUGGGCUCCGCGGGGCUUCCCUCCUUCAGGAAUAACCCGCCGGCGCCCCUGCCCUUCGAGCUGCCCGCGCUGUACCGGACGGAGGACUACUUCCCCGCGGCCGCCGGCCAGGCCGCUCUGCGCACCCCCGGCCCCCGGCGCCGGCGCGUGUGAGCCUCCGCAGCCGCGGGGUCGGCCUGUCCUGCUGCUGUCCCUUUCCGCUUUGAAUCCCCUCCCUCGCUGCACGGGAAGCCACGCGGUUCGGAGACGCGUGUGGGGCCCACGCGGGGCGGGGCCCGAGCGCCCACCUGGACCAGGAGCUUCCCGCCGGGGCUGGGCCUGCCCGGGGUUCUGGGCCGCGGGCGGGCGGGUCUGAGCAGCCUCCGUGGUUCCAGGCCCCGGGACUCGGAGCCCCCCCACCCCCAGCCCACCCCCCACCCCCCCGUCUCUCUGUGAAGGGCUCUGCGUGGGAAUCAUGUGGGGCCCGCUCGGUGCCCCCAGGCGCACGGCUCCCGGUUCACCUGCGGUGGUUGACUUGUAUGCGAACCCCAGUGCCCGCCGGCCUGUGAAUCAUCUCAAUAAAGAUGUCAAGAGGUCA